UGCCCGAACCAAACAUCACUCUCACACUCCCACACUUACUUCUAUUCAUCCUCAUCACUCCCCAUGCUCCUUCACUUCCAUUUCUUCCAUCUCAGCCGUUGAUUUCUUCCCCCAAUCCCCUCGAUCCCAUGACCCUUAUGUUCUUCUACAAAUCUAGGGUUUCCACCGCCAAUUUUCAUCAUCAUGUCAUCCAAGAUCAAUCACCACCACAAAAUCAACGGUCAGAUCUUCCCCCAACCAUGUCCCCAUCUCGCUGACUUCCGCACCCGUAACGACUCCAAACCGUUCCGGGCCCUUCAAGCCUGCCUGCACAUCAAACCUCCCGGCGGUCGCGCCGCCAUCCGCCGUGACCCGUACGAGGUGCCCCGUUGCGGCGCGUGUGGCGACGCUUCCAAACCUCGUCUAUACGCCUGCAUGACUUGUGCUUGCAUCUGCUGUCACGCGCCUCCACAUUCCUCCCACGCGGCGGCGCACGCCGCAUCACGGUGUAUACCUCCCGGUCACGAGAUCGCCGUGGACGUGGAUCGGGCCGAGCUCUUCUGCUGCGCGUGCCGUGACCAGGUGUACGAUCGUGAUUUUGACGCGGCGGUGGUGCUGGCCCACACGACGAGCUCAAUCCAGUCGUCAAAACCUGAAAAUCUCCGCAAACGACGACGUAUCGAUUACCGUCCGUGGAGCCCAGAUUUACGAGAACGGGCCUUGAUGGUUAAUAACGCAAGCCCAAUUGAUAGUAUGAACGGGAGUAACAGCAAUCUGCCGAUGGGAUUACGUGGACUGAAUAAUUUAGGGAACACGUGUUUUAUGAACUCGGUAUUACAAGCAUUGUUUCAUACGCCGCCGUUGCGGAAUUACUUUUUAAGUGAUAGGCAUAACCGGUACUAUUGCCAGUCGAAGAAUGGUGUUAGGUUGUGUUUGGCGUGUGACAUGGACGCCAUGUUUUCUGCCGUGUUUUCGGGGGAUCGGACGCCUUAUAGUCCCGCGAAGUUCUUGUAUAGUUGGUGGCAACAUGCUUCUAACUUGGCAAGUUACGAGCAACAGGAUGCCCAUGAGUUUUUCAUUUCCAUGCUUGAUGGAAUCCAUGAGAAGGUGGAGAAGGAUCAAAGUAAGCCCCGAAGUCAAGGCAAUGGAGAAUGUUGUAUUGCUCAUAGAGUGUUCUCCGGUAUUCUACGAUCUGAUGUCAUGUGUAUGGCAUGUGGUUUCACAUCAACAACAUACGACCCAUGUGUUGACUUCUCCCUGGACUUGGAGCCAAAUCAAGGGGGUUCUGCAAAGACAGUGCCAAAGUCGAAUCAUUCUUGCAAUGGUGAGGCAGAUUCCAUGAGUUCAAGCCAAAACUGUGGAAUAUCUACCUUGAUGGGGUGCUUGGACCGGUUUACAAGACCUGAAAGAUUGGGGUCUGACCAAAAGUUCUUCUGCCAACAAUGUCAGGUUAGGCAGGAGUCUCUUAAACAGAUGUCCAUAAGAAAGCUUCCAUUGGUUUCUUGUUUCCACAUCAAAAGAUUUGAGCAUUCUUCUGUUCGGAAAAUGUCAAGGAAGGUUGAUCGUUAUCUUCAGUUUCCUCUUUCAUUGAACAUGACUCCUUAUCUUUCUUCUUCCAUCUUAAGGGGUCGAUUCGGGAAUAGGUGUUUUCCAUACGAUGGGGAUGAAUCCGAUGGAUUGAGUGAACUCUCAUCGGAGUUUGAGUUGUUUGCGGUUGUCACUCACACAGGUAAGCUCGAUGCUGGCCACUAUGUGACUUAUUUGCGGUUAAGUAAUCAAUGGUACAAAUGUGAUGAUGCUUGGAUCACUCAAGUUAAUGAGAACAUUGUGAGAGCUGCACAAGGGUACAUGAUGUUUUACGUGCAGAAGAUGUUUUAUUACAAAGCAAGUGAGAAGCAGGUUGUCUCAUGAUUCGUCAAAGGGAAACUGAGA
Pistacia vera is the source of this 1911-nucleotide messenger RNA. RefSeq names its product ubiquitin C-terminal hydrolase 22-like. Gene Ontology annotation, biological process: protein deubiquitination. NCBI's taxonomy places the organism in Eukaryota, Viridiplantae, Streptophyta, Magnoliopsida, Sapindales, Anacardiaceae. Gene Ontology annotation, molecular function: cysteine-type deubiquitinase activity; zinc ion binding. The record is from RefSeq and is a predicted model, not a curated record. Bases 184 to 1890 code for a protein of 568 amino acids. The transcript has 3 exons.